Entamoeba invadens IP1 is the source of this 720-nucleotide messenger RNA. RefSeq names its product ras, putative. Gene Ontology annotation, biological process: signal transduction. Lineage: Eukaryota; Evosea; Mastigamoebida; Endamoebidae. Gene Ontology annotation, molecular function: GDP binding; GTPase activity; GTP binding. Gene Ontology annotation, cellular component: plasma membrane. Bases 1 to 720 code for a protein of 239 amino acids. The record is from RefSeq and is a predicted model, not a curated record. The transcript has a single exon.
AUGAAACUGGAUAAACAAUUGAUGAAUACAACAAUCGUCACGUUUUUUGGAGAAUGUGGUUGUGGCAAGACUUCUCUUAUCAAGAGAUAUGUUCAAGGUAUAGAAGUCAAAGAGUACGAACCAACCAUUGAAGACUUCUAUAACACCACUGUUGACUUGGAUGGGAAAGAAAUCAAUUUGAAACUCAUUGACACCGCCAGUGGUGAUUCGUUCAAGCCUUUAAGAGACAGGUUUAUUGAAAAGACGGAAGUCUUUGUAUUUGUAUAUUCAGUGGACAACUACUUUUCGUUCAAGAACGUUGAAAAGAGUAUUGAACUAACCAUCGCCCAGUACAAAAAAGUGAAAAGUCCAAAGAAAGUAAAUGUAUACCCAUCUUUCUUGGUAGUAGCCAACAAAAUAGAUACCAACAACAGAGAGGUCUCAAUGCAAGACGGAAAGGAAAUUGUUGAGAAAAUCAGUGACAGAUUCCCUGCUGCGUAUUAUGAGACGUCUGCUAAAGAAAACUUGAAGGUCGAUUAUCUCUUUGAAACGAUUGCAAGAGGCUCUGCGAGAAAAAGAUUCCAUUAUAAAACAGAGGGAGUCAGCAAAAGACGUGCUAUCAGAUUGGAAAAGCCUAUUAUUGACGAGGAAUUUAAAGAGGAAGAGGAACAGAUGUCAAAGUGUGCCUCUUUUAAAAAGAAAAUCAGAACCUCUUUUGUUGACGCCUUCUCUCGGCUUUAA